AUGCCCAACACAAGCCUUCGUCGCCCUCAAAAGGGCUUUCGUCGGGGAGGAAAGGUUGCCUACCAUGGCGCUCGCACGCGGACAUUCGCGGCCUCGUCGAGAAACGAGGCCACCUCGGCCGACGAGAAGUGGGAGCGUACUCGGUUAGCGCACACCAUUGACGAGAACAUGGGCUUUGGACGUUACGAGAGCGGCAAGAAAAAGGAAGGCUGGCUGGUCAAUAUUCAACCAACGUCGAUCGAGGACGAGCGGAUACCUGGCGGCCGAGCAGCAGUUGACUGCUACUUCAUCGAGGAAGAUGGCUCGACUUUCAAGGCGACGGUGGAAUACGAUCCUUACUUCCUAAUCGCUGUGAGGAAGGGCCACGAGUCCGAGGUGGAAGAAUGGGCCAAGAGAGUUCCUGGAGACGGCGUUGUCAAGUCGAUUCGACGAGUUGAAAAGGAUGAUCUCAACAUGCCGAAUCACUUGGUUGGCUACCGAAGGACUUUUCUCGAGCUCAGGUUUGCCAAUGUCACCGACCUCUUGGCCGCGAGGAAGGAUAUCAUGCCCAUUGCGGAGAAGAACAAGAAGAACAUGAAUGCUAUGGAUGCCUACGCCGAGGUUGCAGCUGCUGCGAACGGCGAUUUCGACCUUUUUGAUGAUUCACGAGAUGACGACCGACAAAUGAACAACGCAUUUGCAGAUGCCAGUGACUUUAUUGUUGAUAUACGAGAAUACGAUGUUCCAUACCAUGUACGAGUAAUGAUAGAUAUGGACGUACGAGUAGGAACUUGGUACUUCGUGGAAGCGAAGCACGGGGUAACCAAGAUUUCUCCCAACGAUCAGAGAUCACUUCCAGCGGACCCUGUGGUUAUGGCCUAUGAUAUUGAAACGUCAAAAGCUCCUCUCAAAUUCCCCGACGCCGCCGUCGAUCAGAUCAUCAUGAUCUCGUACAUGAUUGAUGGUCAAGGGUUUCUAAUCACCAACCGAACAAUCCUCUCCGAAGACAUUGGCGACUUUGACUACACUCCCAAGCCAGAGUACCCGGGUCCUUUCAUGAUCUUCAACGAACCUGACGAGAAGGCCGUCAUCGAGAGAUUCUUCCUCCAUAUUAAGGAGGCACGCCCGACUGUCAUUGCAACAUACAACGGUGACUUUUUCGAUUGGCCUUUCGUAGAAGCCAGAGCUAGCGUCAACGGCAUCGACAUGUACCACGAAAUUGGUUGGAAGAAGGACAGCGAGGAUCAGUACAAGUGUAACUACAGUGUACACAUGGACUGCUUUCACUGGGUCAACCGAGACUCGUAUCUCCCCCAGGGUUCCCGUGGUCUCAAGGCCGUCACAGUCGCAAAGCUUGGAUACGACCCUGACGAGCUUGACCCCGAGCUGAUGACGCCGUAUGCCACCGAGCGGCCUCAGACUCUAGCCGAAUACUCCGUCUCAGAUGCCGUGGCAACAUACUAUCUUUACAUGAAAUACGUGCACCCCUUCAUCUUCUCUCUCUGUACCAUCUUGCCGCUGGGCGGUGACGAUGUGUUGAGAAAGGGAACUGGUACUCUCUGCGAGAUGCUGCUGAUGGUGCAAGCUUAUCAAAGAGAGAUUGUGCUUCCAAACAAGUAUAUCACACCGAAAGAGGCCUUCUGGGAUGGACAUCUCCUUGACUCAGAGACCUACGUCGGUGGUCACGUCGAGAGUAUCGAAGCUGGUGUAUUCCGAGCUGAUAUCCCUGUUGACUUUGCCGUCGAACCCAGUGCCAUUGACGAGCUUCUCAACGAUCUCGACGCCGCUCUGAGAUUUGUCAUCGAGGUCGAAGAGAACAAGUCAUUUGAUGAUGUUGAAAACUACGAUGAGGUCAAGGCCCAGAUCGUCGAAAGACUGAACAAGCUCAAGGAGACACCAAACCGCAACGAAAGGCCACUGAUCUACCAUCUUGACGUUGCUUCCAUGUACCCCAACAUCAUGACGACCAAUCGAUUGCAGCCCGACUCAAUGAUUAAGGAAUCCGACUGCGCUGCAUGUGACUUCAACCGACCAGGAAAGACUUGCGACAGGAGAAUGCCCUGGGCCUGGAGAGGCGAGUACAUCCCGGCAAAGCGAGACGAGUACAACAUGAUCCGACAUGCACUCGAAAAUGAAAGAUUCCCUGGAAAGCAUCCCAAUGCUCCACAACGGACGUUCCAGGAGCUGAGUGCGGAUGAGCAAGCAGGUCUUGUACGAAAACGUCUCCAGCUCUAUUCUCAAAAGGUCUACCACAAGAUCCACGACUCAACCACCAUUGUGCGAGAGGCAAUCAUCUGCCAGCGAGAGAACCCAUUCUAUAUCAACACUGUACGAGACUUCCGUGAUCGUCGAUACGAUUACAAGGGCAAGGCCAAGGUCUGGAAGGGCAAGACAUCAUCUCUUCAAUCAUCCGGCGCGCCUUCAAGUGAGGUUGAAGCUGCAAAGAAGAUGAUUGUUCUGUACGAUUCACUACAGCUUGCCCACAAGGUCAUUCUGAACUCGUUCUACGGAUACGUCAUGAGAAAGGGUUCACGUUGGUACUCCCUCGAGAUGGCUGGCGUUACUUGCUUGACUGGUGCCCACAUCAUCCAGAUGGCCCGAUCCCUGGUUGAGCGACUUGGACGACCGCUUGAGCUGGACACUGAUGGUAUCUGGUGUAUGCUGCCCGCGACAUUCCCAGAGAACUUUUCGUUCAAGAUGAAGGGUGGAAAGAAGCUCAACAUCUCAUAUCCUUGCGUCAUGCUUAACCAUCUCGUCCACGCCAAAUUCACCAACCACCAGUACCAGACUCUGGUUGACAAGAAGACGCUCAAGUACGAGACACACAGCGACAACUCCAUCUUUUUCGAAGUCGACGGUCCCUACAAGGCCAUGGUUCUACCCACGUCAAAGGAAGAGGACAAGAACUUGAAGAAGAGAUAUGCCGUCUUCAACGAUGACGGCAGUCUUGCUGAGCUGAAGGGUUUCGAGGUGAAGCGUCGUGGUGAGCUGAAGCUUAUCAAGAUCUUCCAGCAACAAAUCUUCAAGUUCUUCCUGGAGGGAACCACUCUGGCUGAAUGCUACGCUGCGGUCGCCAAGGUUGCCAACCGCUGGCUUGAUGUCCUCCAUAGCAAGGGUACUACUCUAGCGGAUGAGGAGCUGAUGGAACUCAUUUCCGAGAAUCGAAGCAUGUCCAAGACACUCGAGGAGUACGGAUCACAAAAGUCGACCAGUAUCACUACGGCGAAACGUUUGGCAGACUUCCUGGGCGAGGGUAUGGUCAAAGACAAGGGAUUGAACUGCAAGUUCAUUAUCUGUGCUCGACCCAAGAAUGCCCCCGUUACUGAACGAGCCGUUCCCGUGGCAAUCUUCUCUGCGGAAGAGUCAGUCAAGCGAACGUAUCUCAAGAAGUGGUUGAAGGAGGAGCCUGCCGACACCGACCCUCGAGCACUGCUUGACUGGGACUAUUACCUUGAGCGAUUGGGCUCCGUCAUCCAAAAGCUCAUCACCAUUCCCGCUGCUCUCCAGAAAGUUCGGAACCCAGUUCCCCGAGUACCGCAUCCGGAUUGGCUUCAGAGGAGGAUCAACAUCAAAGAUGACAAAAUGAAGCAGAAGAAGCUCACAGACCUGUUCAAGAAGAGCCCCUUGGAAGACAUCACGAACAUCAACGGCACUCAGAUGAACGAUCUCGAGGAUUUCGGGAACAAGCUCUUGAAGCCCAAGUCAGUCAGCUCAGCUGUGGCAGCCUCUCAAGCCGCAACAACGGUGCAGAAGCGCAAAGACCCAGAGCCUGCAGAGAACACUGAUCCAAUGGCUGCACUUCCCAAGGUCAUGCCAAGUCCUUCUGAGAAUUACGAGGCGUUCUUGAUGUAUCAGAAGAAGAAGUGGAAGUUGCAGAAGCAAGCUCGCAUUCGCAGACGACAACUCUUCGGUGACCGACGAGGACACGCCGGCAACAACAUCCAGCAAACGUUCAUGAAGCAAGCCCAUGUCACAUACAUGAACAACUGGCAGGUCCUGCAUCUCAAGGCUACCGACACGCCUGGCAUUGUCACGGCACAUGUCCUGAUCGAUGCCAAGAUCCACACGCUCAAGAUCAACGUCCCCCGUCAAGUUUUUCUCAACCUCAAGAGCAAGGAUCUGCCUGAUGUUGAGGUGGAUGGCUGCGAAGUUGAGCAGGUCAACUACACUCUCCCUAACGGUCACCCAUCCAGCCAUCUUUUCAAAUUAACGGUGCCAGAAGAUAUCUAUUUCAACGAGAGUGAGAAGUUCUCUCUGCUUUUCAACCACCCCAGUGUUGAGGGAGUCUACGAGAAACAGGUCCCCCUGAACAUUCGGGCUGUCUUGCGCCUUGGCAACCAGUGCACCAUCGACGAGACACAGGACGCUGUACUUGGCAAGGGACUUGAGCAGGGCUUCGAUCUUGCAGGUUUGAAGCGACCAGCCAAGCCUCGGACAUAUCUCGACACGUCUCCCCUGGCUUACAUCUACAUCUCUCACAUCACUGCGGGCGAGCGCCAGAUCUUUGGCAUCUUCUCAACAACAAACGAUCAAGCCCACGUCGUGAUCCUGCAGAAAAACAAGGACUCUGGUCAAGAUCUCCCCAACAUCACCAGGAUGUACUCUGAGAUGCUUGCCCGACGAAACGAGGAGGCGGCCGGCACCAACUGGCAAGACUGCUUCAGAUACCAAGAAAAGCUGCAGUUCAAGAUCACGCAAGUAACGACACGACGCAAGGCGCAUCUGGAGCUGGGCGACAUUGUCAAGAAGAUGCGCAAGGACGAGCAUCGACCACAGAUGAUGGUGAUUCAGUCUUCUCAGCGCAAGCUGCUGAUCCACGAUGUCCCAAUCCUUGGAGACUUCCCUGUUCUUCCGCUGAAGUAUGAUGCGGCGGAUAGCUCGUUACCACCCCUGGGUUGGCAGUCUGUGAUCGCUAAGCGACUCGUAGGCCAUUACCUUGGCCUUGGGUCGUGGAUCUUGCACCUCACUGCUCUCGCUCGGUAUGGCGAUGUCCCCCUAUGUAACUUGGAACGCGAUGAUCCUCGGUUCUUGAUCGACGUUGCCUAUGCUCGGCGACUGCAAGCCAACGGGGUCGUUCUUUGGUGGUCUCCUGGUUCACGACCUGAUCACGCUGGCUACGAAAAGGACGACCUCCUUGGACCUCUAGACACUGUCAAGAUGCCAAGUGUGAACAAUCCUGGAACCUUUUCAUCAGUUUGCAUCGACAUUGAUGUCCGCAACCUUGCCAUCAACACCAUCUUGACAUCGUCUCUGAUCAACGAAUUGGAGGGUGCCGACUCGGUCUCGUUCAACCCUUCCGCAGACGACUCUGAGACACUUACUUCAGAGAGCGCAUUCGCCAAUGCGGGCGUGCUCGUCCUCCGCGAGAUGGUCAAGGCGUGGUGGGCUGAAGCUUGCCGUGGCAGCACCAUGGCUGAUGUCUUGGUGCAACAUUUGGUUCGCUGGGUCGAGAACCCUGACUCGUUCAUGUAUGAUCGGGCUCUGCACUACUACGUCCAGAUGAUGUCUCGCAAGGCCUUCCAACAACUGAUGGCCGACUUCCGCCGCGUCGGUUCUCAGGUGGUGUUUGCCAACGCCAACCGGCUCAUCCUCCAGACUACAAAGGCCGAGGUGGGCAACGCAUACGCCUACAGUCAGUAUAUCAUCAAGUCGAUCAAGAGCAAGCCGCUUUUCCACUUUAUCGAUCUGGAGAUCAAGGAGUACUGGGAUUACCUUGUGUGGUAUGAUGAGUUUAACUACGGAGGCAAGGCGUGUCAGGAGGUGAUCGAGGCUGAGGAGCAGAACCUCGAAACGGUCAUGAACUGGCAGAUGGCGACUUUCCUCCCUGUGCGUCUGCAGCCGACGUUCCAGGACUGGGUGAUUGAGUUUAUCCAGCUCAUGCACCAACUCAAGCGGCCUCAGAAUGGAGAUCCAGACGCGACACCGCGGUUAACGCAGCUGCCAAGCAAGGGUUUGGAGAAUCAUGAAGGACAGAUCAUUCUGGGCAAGGCAUUCGAGAAGCCUCUGAAGAAGGAUAUCGUUGGCCUCAUCAACAAGCAGAAACGCGAACUACUCCAUCCAGAGCUCGCCGAAGACUACUCGUUCCCUAGCCUGCCUGGCUCGCACCUCACUCCACGCAACCCCAUCCUCGAGCUUGUCAAGUCCCUGAUGCAAGUUCUCUCGCUUGACAAGAACAUCACGCUCGAGGCGCGUCUGCUUCGCAAGGAGCUCCUGGCGCUAUUUGAGGUUCGAGAGUUUUCCAAGGAUGGCACGUUUACCAACCCGUCUGAGAGCCUGCGUCUCCUGCAGAUUUCGUGUGACAGCUGUACUAUGGCACGAGACCUUGAUUUGUGUCGAGAUGAGGAUCUCUUUGGUGAAGGCACGGCAUGGCGAUGCGGCUUUUGUGGAAGUGAAUUUGACCGUGUGGCCAUUGAAGAGCGACUACUCGGUAUGGUGGAGAGCUGGGUUGUCGAGUGGUCAACCCAGGAUUUGAAGUGUGUCCGUUGCGGAGCACUGAGGCUCAACGACUUUAUGGAGCACUGCACAUGCAGUGGAGAGUGGAAGGAGAUUGUGUCGAGGCAAGAUGUGAGCAAGAAGUUGGGUGUCAUGAGAAGGGUGGCCAAGUUCUACGGGCUCAGGAUGCUCAGCGAUGUUGUGGAGGAACUGUAUCAGGGUUUGUAA
Molecule: messenger RNA, 6639 nt
Organism: Fusarium keratoplasticum
Lineage: Eukaryota; Fungi; Ascomycota; Sordariomycetes; Hypocreales; Nectriaceae
Product: DNA polymerase epsilon catalytic subunit
Exons: 3
Coding region: 1-6639 (2212 amino acids)
Biological process (GO): mitotic cell cycle; base-excision repair, gap-filling; leading strand elongation
Cellular component (GO): epsilon DNA polymerase complex; nucleus
Molecular function (GO): DNA binding; nucleotide binding; single-stranded DNA 3'-5' DNA exonuclease activity
Source: RefSeq, a predicted model, not a curated record